Messenger RNA from Neurospora hispaniola, 162 nucleotides. RefSeq lists its product as uncharacterized. NCBI's taxonomy places the organism in Eukaryota, Fungi, Ascomycota, Sordariomycetes, Sordariales, Sordariaceae. The record is from RefSeq and is a predicted model, not a curated record. The annotation marks the transcript as partial. The transcript has a single exon.
AUGAUGAUACACAAAAAUCAGGAUACCAUCCAUCCUCGCGCCCAAUUACCCCCAGUUGCCUUUAUUUUCUCUAAGCCAGAUCAGAGUAGCCGUCCAACUCUACCUAUGUGUUGUACAGCAAGACUUUUCUUCGGCGUGUGCCUAACUCUCAUACCCCACCCC